This is a messenger RNA of Peronospora matthiolae, 759 nucleotides long. NCBI's taxonomy places the organism in Eukaryota, Oomycota, Peronosporomycetes, Peronosporales, Peronosporaceae. The record is from the annotation of a GenBank genome assembly.
AUGAGCUUCUCCUGCGUCGUGCCCGUCUCACCUGUCACUGCGCUCAAGCGCGCCCGCAGCAGCGCGGAUGACGACAUGCGGUUCUUGAAAGCCAGCAAAUAUGCCUGCGACGCCUCACCCCACUCGCCUCGCGCGGUUGCAGCGGCAGUCUUGGCUCAUCGAAAGCAGCAGCUUUUGUUCCGCCACCACCAGAUGCAGCAGCAGCAACAGCAGCAGCAACAGCUCCAGCUCCAGCAGCAGCAGCAACGGCAGCACCAGCUCCAGCAGCUACGCCGUCACCAGCAACAACAACAACAACAGCAACAACAGAGGGACUUGUCGCCCUUUGUGCUCGCGUGCAGCAACAUCCGCUACGCCAUCACGUUCAUCCAGAACUCGCGUCGUCACGCUCUGGCCCUGUGUCUCCAGAACCAAUGGGAGCGCGCGUUGCUCGUGCUCGAGAAGAUCGAGCGGGCCAACGACAAGAUCUCGCGCCAACGUCGCACGAAAGUGCGCGAGACGGCCAAUGCUAAUGCCGACCGAGUGUUUGACACCCAGGCCAUGCCGAGUCAACCGCCACAGGUACCAAGUCCCGUCAAGAGCUUCAAGCCCAAGCGCCAAGUGCGCUUUAGCAACAAGGUGCAAGUUGCUGAAGCUGGUGUGGUCGACCGAUCCCCGGCGCCCAUGCCCGUGCUCAUGCGCGACGAGAUCCUCGUGCUCCGUGCAUCGCGACCGAUUCCGUUGCGCAACUUUUCCGAGUUCUGGAGCAUUUCAUCGUAG